Molecule: messenger RNA, 951 nt
Organism: Selaginella moellendorffii
Lineage: Eukaryota; Viridiplantae; Streptophyta; Lycopodiopsida; Selaginellales; Selaginellaceae
Product: pentatricopeptide repeat-containing protein At4g02750-like
Exons: 2
Coding region: 1-951 (316 amino acids)
Molecular function (GO): protein binding
Source: RefSeq, a predicted model, not a curated record
AUGACGAGAGAGGCUCACCUGGAAACUCAGCAGCCUAAUACACAGUUCCAGCAUCUUCCAAACCAUCUCAGUUUCUCAAAGAUAGCCAAAUUCAAUGUCGCAGACAUUGCAGUUGUACAGCUGCGAAUAGAGGCUCAGAAUGCGUACGCGAGAAACGGCCUGGUCGACGAGGCCAGCGAGAUAGUCCAGAGCGUCCCAGCCUCGGAUUCCAUUGCCGCAAAUGCGGUUCUAGCAGCAUUCGCUCGCGCAGGGAAUGUGGCUGCAGCGAAGGAGCUGUUCGAUUCCAUGCCCGCCAGGACUUCCGGGAGCUGGAACUCGCUCGCGCAGGGCAGGGCAUCUUGCCGAGUGCGUCAAGGCCGCCAACUUGAUGCCACGCGGGGGACGUGGGUGGACAUGAUCAGGGCGUACGGAGAGCACGGCAUGGUGGCGGAGGCCCGUACAGCCUUCGACAAUUUGCCCCGGGUGACUGUCGACGCAUGCAACACCCUGAUUGUGGCGUAUGCCCGUAACGGGCAUCUGGUUGAGGCAAAGGAGCUGUUCGACGCGAUGCUGGUGAGGAGCACCGUCACCUGGGCGUCCAUCAUGGAGGCGUGCACCAUGAGCAACCUCGCGGGGCAAGCGCUGGAGAUUUUUCACUUGGAGAAUUGCUCGGGGCAGCUGAUGCUGGAUCGGGUGGUCUUCUCGGCGGUUCUUAGCGCGCAUUCUUGGCUCGGGUGCCUAGACGAUGCGGCGGGGAUCAUCCGCGACAUGGCCUCAGACUACGCCAUCCGGCCGAGUGUGGAGCACUACUGCGCGAUCCUGGCGAUGCUGACGAGCCGAUCAGAGCUGGGAGAUGCUGAGGAUCUUGCAGCAAGCAUGCCGUUCGUGGCCUCGGCCUCGGCGUGCUGCUCCUCGACGUGUGUAAGAUCCGUCGGGACAGCGCCCGGGCAAGGCGAGUGGCGGAGGAGAUAG